AAUAAAGAUUGAAAACAAGAAAUUGUAUAAAACAUGAAAUAGUGCAUUUAAUUAAUUAACCAGCCACAAAUAAGCAUAAAAAUGUCAUUAUUAGGACUGCUACUUACAUUAAUUUACUAUGGAUUAGUGUGUUUUGUGUUAGUUUUAACUAUACUGUGUAUAGUACUGAAAAUCUCAUCAACGCCAUUCCCAAUCAUUCACCGGCAUAAAGAAGAAGAGUAUUUCAUAGAUCCAAAUGAUUCAGAUAAAAAGUGUCAAUUUCCAUCAAUUAAUGAUGAUCCAACAGUCGAUCUUAGUGUGAUAAUUCCUGCAUAUGAUGAGGAAAAACGAUUACCAGUGAUGUUAGAAGAAUGUAUGGAGUUCCUUGAAGAGAAACUUAAACAAGAGCCAAAUUUCAAGUAUGAAGUCAUCGUUGUAUCGGAUGGCAGUAAAGAUAAGACUGUUGCGUGUGCAUUGAAGUAUAGCAAAAAGUAUACGUGUGAGAAAUUUCGAGUAUUGGAACUAGUUCAGAAUCGUGGCAAAGGAGGAGCUGUAAGGUACGGAAUGAUGAGCAGUAGAGGCAAAUAUUUGCUCUUUGCUGAUGCUGACGGUGCCACAAAGUUCCCAGACUAUAAUUUACUUGAAAAAAGUAUUUAUAAACUAGCAAACAGCUGGAAAGAUGAUGUUCUAGUCAUCGGUUCUAGAGCACAUCUUGAAGAAGAAUCUAUGGCUAAAAGGAGCAUAUUCCGUACUUUCUUAAUGCAUGGAUUUCACUUUCUUGUGUGGAUUUUUGCUGUUAAAGGAAUCAAAGAUACACAAUGUGGCUUUAAAUUAUUAACAAGAAGUGCAGCACGUAGAAUAUUCAGUAUAAUGCAUGUUGAAAGAUGGGCUUUUGAUGUCGAACUUCUUUUCAUUGCACAAUCCUAUAAAAUGCAAAUCGACGAAAUUGGAGUAAGAUGGGAAGAAAUUGAUGGAUCUAAAAUCACUCCAUUCUUCAGUUGGAUUCAAAUGGGUCGAGAUCUCAUUUUUAUUUGGCUACGCUACCAAAUUGGUGCUUGGAAGCUCAAGCCUGUUAAAGCUGACUAAUUUUACUUGCUAUAAUUUUAUGAUCAACGUUUAACAGUCUUUUGUAAUUCAAAGUUUUGUUUCACGUACACAAGUUACGUCGCAUUUUUAAAUCGAUACAAUAAAGUAAUAUUUUAGAAACUUUAUUUGCUAUAAAAAUUUAA
Molecule: messenger RNA, 1208 nt
Organism: Chironomus riparius
Lineage: Eukaryota; Metazoa; Arthropoda; Insecta; Diptera; Chironomidae
Source: the annotation of a GenBank genome assembly